Molecule: messenger RNA, 1617 nt
Organism: Juglans regia (Persian walnut)
Lineage: Eukaryota; Viridiplantae; Streptophyta; Magnoliopsida; Fagales; Juglandaceae
Product: geraniol 8-hydroxylase-like
Exons: 4
Coding region: 10-1617 (535 amino acids)
Molecular function (GO): monooxygenase activity; oxidoreductase activity, acting on paired donors, with incorporation or reduction of molecular oxygen; iron ion binding
Source: RefSeq, a predicted model, not a curated record
CAAGGUCUCAUGAUGAUAAUCCGGUCUCCUCUACUCCGUAAAAGAAAGAUGGAUUUCUAUAGCACUUUGCUAUGUCUUUGCUGCACUUGGGUCAUCUUCCAAGCCUUCCGCAAAACUCGAAGCACUGCAAUUUCGAAAAAGCUUCCACCAGGUCCAAAACCAUUUCCAAUAAUCGGAAACCUCUUGGAUUUGGGUGACAAACCCCACAAGUCGCUAGCCAAGCUUGCCCAGAUUCAUGGCCCCAUAGUGAGCCUAAAGCUAGGCCAAGUAACAACAAUAAUCAUUUCCUCGGCAGAGACGGCAAAAGAAGUUCUUCAAACGCAUGAUCAACUGCUGUCCAGCCGCACAAUCCCGGAUGCAGUUCGAGCCCACAAACAGGAUGAGUUUGGCUUGCCAUGGAUACCAAUUUCUACCCAGUGGAGGAACCUUCGCAAAAUCUGCAAUGACCAGCUAUUCUCCAAGAAAGCACUCGAUGCCAACCAAAAUAUCCGAGGCAUGAAACUGCAAGAGCUCCUUGCCGAGACUCGUCAAAGCAGCCUAUCUGGAGAGGCAGUAGAAAUUGGUAAGGCGGCUUUCAAGACUACGCUUAAUCUGUUAUCGAACACUGUUUUUUCAGUGGAUUUGGCCAAUCUGAAUUCUGACACAGCUAGAGAGUUCAAGGAGAUUGUCUGGAAUGUCAUGAUAGAGGCAGGGAAACCCAACCUUGCAGAUUAUUUCCCUCUGCUUAAGAAGAUCGACCCUCAACGGGCAAGGCAGCGCAUGACAGUUUACUUUGGGAAGCUAAUGCAUCUCUUUGACCACAUGAUUAGCCAACGAUUGCAAGAGAGAGAGGUGGCUGGUUCAGCUAAGUGCAAUGAUAUGUUAGAUACCCUUCUCAACAUCAGCGAAGAGAACAGUGAGGAGAUGGACAAAACUAAGAUAAAACGUUUGUUUUUGGACCUAUUUAUUGCAGGCACUGAUACAACUUCAGCCACACUGGAAUGGGCAAUGGCAGAACUACUCCACAACCCAGUGGCAUUGUCAAAAGCCCAAGCGGAGCUGGAACAAGUUAUUGGCAGAGGCAACCCUGUAGAGGAAUCGGAUAUUACGCGAUUACCUUACUUACAAGCCAUAGUCAAAGAAACGUUUAGAUUGCACCCAGUAGUUCCACUUUUACUACCCAGGAAAGCAAAAGCAGACGCUGAAAUUAAUGGUUACACAAUCCCAAAGGGUGCACAAGUCCUAGUGAAUGCGUGGGCCAUAGGUCGAGACCCAAGCUUAUGGGACAAUGCAAAUUCAUUUAUGCCAGAGAGGUUCUUAGGUUUGGAAAUUGAUGUUAAAGGCCGGAACUUUGAGCUUAUACCCUUUGGUGGAGGAAGGAGAAUAUGUCCUGGUUUGCCAUUGGCAAUAAGAAUGUUGCACUUGAUGUUAGGUUCUCUUGUCCACAAUUUCGAUUGGAAGCUUGAGGAAGGGGUAAAAAGUGAGGAUAUGAGUAUGGAAGAUAAGUUUGCCUUAACUUUACAGAUUGCUCAUCCGCUAAGAGCCAUUCCUAUUCCAGUCUAUAGCUGCACAGAAGAAUUUUCUUGGUUUAGUCGAAGAACAGUCCCCUACCUUGCAAUCCAAAGCUUCGUGCUAUAA